CCAUUUGUUACCAGUGUCCCGUUGGCAAGUUUGUCUGUUGAUUGUAAUUUUUAAUUAACUAAUUGUUAUUUAGAUUAAAUUGUUAAACUUGAUUAAACAAAUUGUUUACUAAUCUUGUCCAUCUUCUAUUUCUGUGGGUCAAUCAAUCAUUUUCUUCUUGGAAUAUUUGGUUGAUUCUCUGAACUAGUUGAUCUUCUCCAUCUUCUAUUACACAUCAGUAUAAAUAUUAAUCUAAUCAAGCAACAUGACAUCCACUCAGGCUGAUUCAAUUUGUUACACUAUUAUUAAUGCUCCUCUUGAUUCUGAUGCUGUUAAUGAGCAAAAUUUGCGAAAUCAAUUAGAGAAAGGAGACAUUAAGGAAAAGGUGGAUGCUCUCAAGAAGCUUAUUCAUCUUAUUUUAUCAGGUGAAAAAUUUUCUCCCCGUAUGUUGAUGACCAUCAUUCGCUAUGUGUUACCAGCUCAAGAUCAUGAGAUUAAAAAGCUUCUCCUCAUCUUUUGGGAAAUUGUACCUAAACGUGGUGCUGAUGGUAAACUGUUACAUGAGAUGAUUCUGGUUUGUGACGCUUAUCGUAAAGAUUUACAACAUCCUAAUGAGUUUAUCAGAGGAUCAACAUUGAGAUUUUUAUGUAAACUAAAGGAGCCCGAGUUAAUUGAACCUUUAAUGACAUCCAUUCGAACCUGUUUAGAGCAUCGGCAUUCUUAUGUUAGGCGAAACGCUGUUCUGGCCAUUUUUAAGAUUUACAUUAAUUUUGAACAAUUAAUUCCAGAUGCACCUGAAUUAAUAUUAGACUUUCUUUCCCGAGAAACUGAUGCUAGUUGUAAACGAAAUGCUUUUCUCAUGUUGAUCCAUCUGGAUCAAAGUAAAGCUCUUGAAUAUUUAAAUUCAUGUCUAGAUCAGAUAACUAGUUUCAAUGAUAUUCUGCAAUUGGUUAUUGUUGAAUUAAUUUACAAAGUAUGUAUUGCCAAUCCAACCGAACGGUCAAGAUUUAUCCGAGCUAUUUACAACCUAUUGAAUACAUCAACCUACUCUGUUCGUUACGAGGCUGCUGCAACUUUAAUCACCCUAUCACAAGCACCAACUGCCCUGAGAGCUGCAGCCAAUUGUUUCAUUGACAUUUGCUUCAAGGAGAGUGACAAUAAUGUUAAACUAAUUGUCUUGGAUCGUUUGAUUGCCCUUAAAGAUUCAACUCCUGGCGCUGAAAAGGUUCUUCAAGAUGUUCUCAUGGAUAUUAUAAGAAUUCUGAGUGCAGCAUCUGAUUUAGAAGUGAAACAGAAAAUUCUUGCCUUAGCUCUUGAUUUAAUUUCUUCUCGAAAUGCUGAAGAGAUUGUCCAUUUGCUGAGGAAGGAACUUGGAAGGACAAUGGGUGAAACAAUUAACAGCGAUGAUGAGGAUACCAGUAGUUAUCGACAAUCUUUGGUUUCAACUUUACACAAAAUUUGUCUCAAAUAUCCUGAUGUACUAAUCUCAGAUCAACUGAUUUCCAUAUUAUUCACAUUUCUUUCAACUGAUGAUGAACCAACGGCUAUUCUUGUAUUCAAUUUUGCCCGUGAUUAUAUUUCUAAAAAUCCUCAGCAUAAAACACUUUUGGUUACCAAAGUUCUCGAAGUAUUUGGCUCAGUUCGUAAUUCAAAGGUUCAUCGUCCUUUAAUCUGGUUAUUGGGUGAAUAUUGUGAAGAUACUGAACCCGAAUUAAUUCAAGAGGCAAUGGUAACCAUACGAAGUACAUUAGGUGAAAUACCAAUUGUUGACAGUGAACUGGCUAAACUUGAUACCAAUGAAACAAGUGGAAGUGAUAAUGUUAACAAUAGUGAACCAAGUGGACAAAAUAAAUUGGUUACAGCUGAUGGUUCUUAUGCGACACAAUCAGCGUUAAUUGUUUCAUCUCGACCAGGAGAUAAAAAGAUUCCACCUCUUCGAUCAUACUUUUUAUCGGGUGACUUUUUCGUUGCCACAGCCUUGGUUAACGCUCUGGUUAAAUUGGCUUUUAAAUUUAAGGAAGCUCGAAACUCUCAUCCAGAUCCUGAAUCAUUGAGAAAAGUUAAUUCAUUUAUCGCCGAGUGCAUGUUAAUUUUAACUUCAAUUCGUAAUCUUGGUCGAGCUCGAACCUCCGGUGUACUACCGACUCUAGAUAAAGCUGAACACACUGGAACCAUAAGUGAAGAUGAUUUUGAUCGUAUUGAUCUUAGUCUCUCCGUUUUGAGUCAAAUUGGUUCGGAUGCACUUUUAAGCUCAUCCAAUGUUACCGUUACCACGAUGAAACGUUUAUUCACCAAUGAGAUGAGGGAAUGUCUUAAUUUGAUGUUACAAGCAAAUCCAAAAGAACUUGAAGAUUCAAAGGAUAAAAAGAAGGAGAAAAAAAUUGUCGAAGUUGAUGAUCAUCUUAAUUUCUCACUAUUGUUGGGUAAAAAUCAAGAAAUGUUUGAAAAUCAAUUUGAAUUAUCCUUGUCCCAAGCUCUUAGUGGUAUCGUUGGUGCCACCGCAACAUCAACAACUUAUGGUAAAACCAAUAUGACCAACCUUUUAUCCGCCUCAAAGCUUUCCAAAGUGACACAAUUAACCGGCUUCUCAGAUCCAGUUUACGCCGAGUGUUAUGUUAACGUAAAUCAAUAUGAUAUCUGUCUAGAUGUGCUAAUUGUUAAUCAAACAUCCGAUGUCCUACAAAACUGUACCCUUGAACUAUCAACAUUGGGAGAUUUAAAAUUAGUCGAACGACCUCAACCCGUUGUAUUGGCAGCUCAUGAUUUCGCCAAUAUCAAAGCAACGGUUAAAGUUGCAUCAACAGAAAAUGGUAUCAUAUUUGGUAAUAUUGUUUAUGACGUUAGUGGAUCGACUUCAGAUCGUAACAUUGUUGUUCUAAAUGAUAUUCAUAUCGACAUAAUGGACUAUAUUGUACCGGCGACUUGUGAUGAUGUUCAGUUUCGUAAAAUGUGGGCUGCCUUUGAAUGGGAAAAUCGAGUUACCGUUAACACUCCAGUGGGUGAUCUACAAGAAUACCUUGAACGUGUAAUCAAAUGUACCAAUAUGAAGUGUUUAACACCCCAGCAAUCACUUUCCACCGAUUGUGCUUUUCUUGCUGCCAAUUUAUAUGCUAAAUCAAUUUUCGGUGAAGAUGCUUUGGUUAAUGUUUCCAUUGAAAAAUCUUCCGAUGGUAAAGUUAAUGGUUUCGUUCGGGUUCGAGCAAAAUCACAAGGAAUGGCUCUUAGUGUAGGCUCUAAAAUAAAUGAUUUCCAGAAACUUGCCUCAGCUGGUUGAGAGAAAACAACAAAUUAACCAAAAAAAAAGAAAACAAAA
This is a messenger RNA of Panonychus citri (citrus red mite), 3292 nucleotides long. RefSeq names its product coatomer subunit beta-like (gene betaCOP). Gene Ontology annotation, molecular function: structural molecule activity. Gene Ontology annotation, cellular component: COPI vesicle coat; cytoplasm. The record is from RefSeq and is a predicted model, not a curated record. Gene Ontology annotation, biological process: intracellular protein transport; intra-Golgi vesicle-mediated transport; endoplasmic reticulum to Golgi vesicle-mediated transport. Lineage: Eukaryota; Metazoa; Arthropoda; Arachnida; Trombidiformes; Tetranychidae.